Messenger RNA from Actinia tenebrosa (Australian red waratah sea anemone), 1968 nucleotides. Its product is annotated as fibroblast growth factor receptor-like 1. The record is from RefSeq and is a predicted model, not a curated record. Lineage: Eukaryota; Metazoa; Cnidaria; Anthozoa; Actiniaria; Actiniidae.
UAUUCCAGAGGUCAAGCUUAAGACAACCUAUCACCAUUGUUAAGGAAUACAUAUAUUCAGCGCAGCAAGCAUCAAUUGGGGAUCAAGCACCGGUCCAACUUGAAGCCCAGCGUCUGUUACAAACCAUGGAACCAAAAGAGAUCCUAAUACUUGGCUUAGUGGGUGCCUACCUCGUGGCAUUGGCCGUCACAACCAAAGCACCUCCACAUCUUCUCCAUCGCAGUAAUCUCAAGAACACAUUCAUUGCUUGGCCCGCUUCACACAGCAUCAAACUGAAAUGUAAAGCCAACGGAUCAACACCUCUCCAUUAUCAGUGGCUAAAAGAUGGCAAGCCAAUCAGGCCAAGAAGACUACAGCCAUUAUUAAAGACCAAUCAAUGGUUCUUGCGUAUUAGAUACCUCAUACCGUCUGACGGGGGUGAUUAUACCUGUAUUGUAACAAAUGCUUAUGGGAAAGUCAAUCACACCUAUAGUCUCUAUGUUGUCUUGAGACCUCGUAGCCGACCACUCCUCCACUGUGGCUACCCAAAGAACACCACCACGCAGAUCCAAACCAACGUAUCACUACAGUGUAUAGUCGUCGCAAGUAGCAGUCUACCUGACUUCCGCUGGAUCAAGUGGAACACACCACCAAAAAAUUUCCGCACCAACUUAGACUUCACUAACGGAAACUUCACUGCGAUCGACCCGAUCCACUACAGGACGCUAAAGGUUGAAAAGGGGAAGUAUGGUGUGGAAUUACAGCUGAAUAACGUCCAAGAGAAAGACUUUGGUUUAUACACCUGUGUUGCUAGUAAUCAUUUAGGCAGGGAUUAUAGAAGUGCGUUCUUGUUAAAAAACAAAGUCAAGACUCGUAAUGAAGAUGAAAUAAGAACGAUUAUUCCUAAACACAAGACGACGAUUAGAAUAACACAAGGUACUGAUAGUAACACCAUCGUAGCAUCAGCUAACAAGCAAACGUCUGAACUCCAAGUGCCAUUCAGUGCUGUUAUUGGCCUGACCGCAGGUCUGCUCUCUCUUACUGUGGGUGCCAUGCUGUGGUGCCACUAUAACCACAAAAAGAAACUCAAUAAUCAAAACCAAUCCUGGAUAUAGGGAUUGUUAUCGCAUGGUUUUUCUUAUUUACUUGUUAGGAAGAGAGUCUAAGCCCAAGAUUCAUAGUUUUUUGGGCAUAAACCUGGGAAAACAGUCUAUAUAAAGGCAUUCAGAGUUACACAUUAGAGGUUCGGCGAUUGGAAAUUGGCCACUCCUGAUACAUAAGUUCCUUGUAUAGAAGGCCAUGUUUUCUUCAAUAGGUUAAUAUUAUUUCCUUAUGCAACUCUCUUUGGCUAGCCCGUUACUGCUUUGGUGGACUGCCUGUGGUUUACUGAGGAGGGUCUCUUUCGUUUCCAUUCCCACAGGAAUCCCCGAAGGUAAAGGCCUUACUCCCUCCAUUACUUUGGGUGUAACGUUUUCCCAUGAUUUCAGACGAAGUGCCAAUCUCUUGAGCAUAAAUUCUUUGUUUUGGCUAUUCCCGAGACGAUUGAAAUGCAUAUGGGUGAAACAUUAGACUCAAAUAGGCUGAAUCUAUAGAUUUAAAGUUCUGUACAGUUCUUCGGCAAUCCAGAAAAUUAUGGUUUAUUUGGCUUAAAAUCGAAAGUACUUCGGCCACGUAACAGUAUGGCCUCCUUUCAAGGAUGACGGAGAAAUUGUUUUAAGAACAUGGAGCUGAAAAGUUAAGACGAAUUCCUUAUAAGGAAGUUAGAAGACGAAAUCCCACGUCUCGCCCUGGUCGUGACUCCUACAUCCCUGCCUACACUAAAGCUGUACAUAGUAAUAUUUUAGAAAACUCGUGGAAAAGGUUUUCGCAAUUUCAUUCUAAAAAUAAUCAAUUAAUCUUAAAAAAUCAAUAGCUCACGAAGGUAAUUUUUGUUGAUUACAGCAUGUAUAAUAGCAAGUUUUAUGCGAAAUAAAUUAUGCAGUUGCUCGA